Messenger RNA from Fonsecaea multimorphosa CBS 102226, 456 nucleotides. RefSeq lists its product as uncharacterized. The coding region runs from base 1 to 456 and encodes 151 amino acids. The record is from RefSeq and is a predicted model, not a curated record. NCBI's taxonomy places the organism in Eukaryota, Fungi, Ascomycota, Eurotiomycetes, Chaetothyriales, Herpotrichiellaceae. The transcript is spliced from 3 exons.
AUGGGUGGUCCGAGCUUCUCUCUCUUUGACCUCACCUGCAGGGUGACUCGAACCAACAAAGGAAAUGACCGCAACCACAGUGCCAUCGCCGAUGGUUCUGCCCUCCCUGAAGAUCGUCUCCCUCGCUACUUCGCCAAACAUGGCCAUGUUGACGCCGAUCCCAAAGGUGUGAAGAAGCAAGGUGGUGGUAAGGGCAACUGGGGCCGUGAGGGCGAUGAAGUCCACGACUACGACUACAAAUUCACCAACGCUCGUCGCCGAUCCAACUCCAGCACUCAAGUCCUAGGUGAUUUCAAGACCAAGUUCGAAACCCUUGAUACCGAGCCCGUCUUCGAGGAGGGGUUGCACGGACCUACCGACGAAGACAUCGAAAAGGCCUCCACUCUGUCCAAGGAAGAGAGCACCGACUCUAGCACUCUGGGAGGGAGCCUCGAUGAUGAAGACAAGAAAUUGUAA